ACAGGUCAAAACUUUUAUGUUGUUGCAGCGUACUACCCUCCUGGAAAUAUGGAUGGAGGAUAUGAAGAUAAUGUGCAAAGAGCACGCAAACUACCUACAUCGUGUAUAAGAAAAUUUGGAAAUGACGAACAUUUUGAUCUGCUAAAGAACAAAUUAAAGAAGUACAAUAUAAGAGAGUUGCUUUUUGAGGAGAGUGACGAACCUUGUGUUAUUCCCACAAGAAAUCAUACCAAAGUAUCCACACAUACAAACAAGGGUGAAAAGGGAGUGUCAGGAGGCUUUCUCGUAGGUUCAACGGGUACAACAGAGAAAAAUAAAAACUCAAAUGGCAAAGAAACCAAAACAACAAAUCCAAACGAAAAUAUUAUUCUGGUCGAUACAGUAAGUGAGCCUGAUGUGCCAUCAAUUCAAAAUCCUGAAGUCGUUCUUGGUCAACCAAAUCAAUCACCUCCGGCAAACCCAAAUCUUGUGUUCCUACCACAUGGUCUAUUUCCUCCACAAAGAGAAAAAAUUCAACCUACUGAAGCUGCUAAACCUGCGAUGGAAGUCAAUUCUCACCCUCUGGCAUCCCUAAACAGUAGUUCUGUCAACUCAUUUACGUCUUUAAAUGGUACUUCCAUCAACUCAACAUCAUCGCAUUUGUCCAAAAUGACUCAAAUAUCUUCUGCUGUAUUUCCUCAGCAUUGAAAUACGGAGGGCGUGACAUUAGGCUAAGUACUGGCGUGACGUAGAUUAGUAUUCGAGAUU
Molecule: messenger RNA, 747 nt
Organism: Xenia sp. Carnegie-2017
Lineage: Eukaryota; Metazoa; Cnidaria; Anthozoa; Malacalcyonacea; Xeniidae
Exons: 3
Coding region: 49-687 (212 amino acids)
Source: RefSeq, a predicted model, not a curated record